Messenger RNA from Salvia splendens (bonfire salvia), 1176 nucleotides. RefSeq names its product putative F-box/LRR-repeat protein At3g42770. Bases 1 to 1176 code for a protein of 391 amino acids. The record is from RefSeq and is a predicted model, not a curated record. Gene Ontology annotation, molecular function: protein binding. Lineage: Eukaryota; Viridiplantae; Streptophyta; Magnoliopsida; Lamiales; Lamiaceae. The transcript is spliced from 2 exons.
AUGGAAGAAGACAGAAUCAGCCAACUCCCAGAUGAAAUUCUCCUACAAAUCCUGUCGUUGACAGACAUCAACGAAGCCGUUCAGACAAGCAUCCUCUCCACGAGAUGGAAAAACCUCUGGCACUCCCUCUCCGAUCUCCACUUCCACCUCACCCGCUUCGCCGCCCACACCCACUCCUCCUUAAAGAACUACGAAGCCGCCCAAACCCUCUCCCACCGCUUCUCCGACUUCAUCUCCCACUUCCUCUCGCACCGCGACAGCACCGCCUCCAUCCGCAGCUUCCACCUCUCAUUCGACAGCAGCAUGGUCUGCGCGCACCACGAAUUCAUUCAAAAUUGCUUGCACUACGCGAUCAACCACGGCGUUCAAUCCCUCCGCCUCCGAGCCAACUACUCCAACCAUGUACCCAUGUUUCUUGCCUCAAAAAGGCUGCAAGAACUCGAGCUCAGGAAGUUCAGCUGCGUGACUUAUUUACCUCAACAGUUUUCUUUCCCACAUUUGAAAACCCUUUAUCUUGAAAGCUAUCAAUUCACCGGUGAUUGUACUAUCUCGGAUGAGCCAUUUUCGGGUUUUCCAGAGCUGGAGAAGCUUACUCUGCAAAGGUGUAAUGUUUCUGGGCUUGUUGUCAAGGCUCCGAGGCUUAGGUUUCUUGAAAUUACUCAGGAAACCAACAGUUCGUAUUUCCAUCAAGAGAUGAGGAUGGGAGAGAUUUCUGCUCCAUUGCUUGUUAGCUUUAGCUACGAGGGUUUUUUUGCUUUUGAAUGCUCAAAGGUUAAUCUCCCAUUGUUGGAACAUGUCUACUUCGACAUUUAUAAAAGAGUGAAUGUCGAAGGGAUGCGUCUCAAAUGUGUCGGGAUGCUUCAGCAAUUUGGAAAUGCUAAAACUGUUGCAUUAACUUCGGACACCCUCAAGGUUCUAGAAUUGGAUGAUGAUUUCAUUAAGCGAAGCCCUUCUCCAUUUCCCUACAUGAAAUGUCUGAAAUUGAUCAAAGGGCGUUGGGAUAUUUCUACAGUGCGACAAUGCGUGAUGAAUUAUUUGACUGUGGAAACUUUGCAUUGUGAUUCAUUGAUGGUGGAGUUUCCUCGUGGUGUGGAUGUGGUCGAACAAAAUUUGGAGGAUUUGUCUGACGACGACGAUAGUGAUUUAAUCCAACCACUUAAACUUCUAUUCGAAUAG